This is a messenger RNA of Linum trigynum, 1123 nucleotides long. The record is from the annotation of a GenBank genome assembly. NCBI's taxonomy places the organism in Eukaryota, Viridiplantae, Streptophyta, Magnoliopsida, Malpighiales, Linaceae.
CGAUGGAGUUACUAAUAAGUACGAGCUAGUACAUGGCGGGAAGAAAUUCAUGUUGAAACCCCUAUCUCCCAAGGAAGUUUAUGAAGAUCAACUCCAAAUGCAACGAAAGUGGGCUAAGGAGAAGGAGCAGGAAUCUCAAGUCACGAACAAGAGUGUACAUGGGGGGUCUAGUGCCGUGGAUACCAAGUCAUUGAUGAUAGCACGAAGUGGAGACGUGAAGCAAGCAGUAAAUGAUCAUGAAAUAAUGAUCAUAAUCAUCUAUAAGGGCAUGCUACUCAAUCAAGAGCUUAUUCAAGAGAUACCGCCUAGGGCACGAGUGGUAUUAGAAGAAUUUGAAGAUGUCUUCCCCGAGGAAGCUCCAAAAGGCCUACCUCCAAUCCGUGGGAUAGAGCAUCAAAUUGAUUUUGUUCCUCGAGCUACAAUCCCAAACAAGGCGGCUUAUAGGACGAAUCCAGAGGAGACGAAGGAGUUGCAGAGGCAUAUUGAUGAGCUUAUGGAGAAAGGACAUGUUCGAGAGAGCAUGAGUCCGUGUGCAGUUCCUGUCAUCCUCGUGCCCAAGAAGGACCAUACGUGGAGAAUGUGUGUUGAUUGCCGAGCAGUCAACCAGAUAACAAUUAAGUAUCGUCAUCCUACCUCGAUUAGAUUAUAUGUUUGACGAGUUGCAUGGUUCUAGUUUGUUUUCAAAGAUUGAUCUGAAGUCGGGAUAUCACCAAAUCCGAAUGAAGGAAGGAGAUGAAUGGAAGACUGCCUUCAAGACGAAACAUGGCUUAUACGAGUGGAUGGUGAUGCCCUUUGGUCUUACUAAUGCGCCAAGCAAAUUCAUGAGGUUGAUGAACCACGUGUUAAGAGCUUUUAUUGGGAAGUUCGUGGUUGUCUACUUCGAUGACAUUCUGAUCUAUUCGAAGAACAUGGAGGAACAUCUUGAGCAUUUGCGAGAAGUGUUGAAGACUUUGAGGAAGGAGCAGCUCUAUGCCAAUCUGAAGAAGUGCACAUUCUGUACCUCGAGGGUGGUAUUUUUGGGAUUCAUAGUAAGUGCGAAUGGUGUUGAGGUCGAUGAAGAGAAGGUGAAGGCGAUUCAAGCAUGGCCUACCCCGACGAACGUGAAUGAAGUGAGGAGCUUUCA